UUAGCGUAAUUCGUUCCAUUAGGCGUAGUGGUGCAGCAAAUACUUUUGUGAUAGGUGUUUUGAAAAGAAAUAAGUUUGUGUCACAAAAACAGCAAUUCUGUACUUCUCUCUCUCAGCAGACUCUGUACUGUGUGAAUUUAUAAUUUACGUUUCAUCAAAAGAAAGAAUGGAAGAAUAUAGUUUAACAUACCAAUGGGUACAGUAUGGGUGUACAGGUUCGUCGCCAUUUCGCAGCAGUAAUUUUGGCUUUCGAGGAAGGAAUUGGUUUUUCAGUUACAUUGUGGAGGCUAAACUACGCAUUUUACAACUUUAUCGAGAAGAAAUCGAUGAACCUGUUCAAUUAAAAGGAUUUGUAGUAAUAAGAACAAAAGAGUCAUGUAAUAAGGUGUUUGAAGUUAACUGUAGAAUGAAUGCUGGUGUAAUGAAAACUACAAUUGGAAGUCUACCAUAUUCCAAAGGAUAUUACAAUAAUAGCACGAUAGACAUAACAUGUGGUAUAUUUAUUACAAAAUUCGUCGAACGGAAAGAGGAAAUUGGAUGUACAUGCCAUAAAAGUAUAGAAAAAAUACCACCAAGCAUGAAUUUUUUUUCUAAACUUUCACGUGACAUGCAAGCAAUGUAUGACAGGCAUGACUACUCGGACUUCGUUCUUGUAUGCAAUAAUUUGGAAUUUCAUGCUCACAAAUGUCUACUUUCCGCCAGAUCUCCGGUUUUUGCCCAAAUGCUUCAGCAUCCCAUGUUGGAAACUACUGACAACAGAAUGCUCAUUAAGGAUAUAGAUGCGGACACCUUGGAGAAACUACUGCUGUUCAUGUACAGCGGUCAAGCAAACCCGUCAUCUUAUUCGCAGGCUCGUGACCUUUACUACGCAGCUGACAAAUACGCCGUGUAUGAUCUUAAACGUAUCUGUGGUGAAUUCAUUCCUUCAUUCCUGUCGAGUUCCACAGCUCUUGAGACUUUAAUAUUAUCAGAUAGACAUCAAGAUGAUGACCUAAUGAAUGAAACAAUGACAUUCAUUGCCUCUGUGUUUGAAGAAAUUAAAUCUACUGAAGCGUGGAAUAUCUUUCUGAAGGAAAAUUCGGCUUUGGGAACAAAGGUAACGAGGCUGGGAAACGAAAGCUGCUGGUAAUGUGAGGCUCAGAAAAGCAGUCGAGCUGUGACUUGGAGAGAAAACAUCGUAUUUAACAAGUUCAUAGCAGUCUGAAUCCAUAAUAAUAAUGAGAUGUAAUACAUACAACAUAUGUAAAAAAUAAGAUAAGAUAAA
This is a messenger RNA of Stegodyphus dumicola, 1264 nucleotides long. RefSeq names its product protein roadkill-like. NCBI's taxonomy places the organism in Eukaryota, Metazoa, Arthropoda, Arachnida, Araneae, Eresidae. Gene Ontology annotation, molecular function: protein binding. The record is from RefSeq and is a predicted model, not a curated record.